AUGCCUCCUAAAAGUUCAGGUGAUAGUAAAAAAGUAGAAAAAAAGAAAUAAGAAAAAAUAAUUUAAGAUAAGACAUUUGGCUUAAAAAACAAAAAUAAAUCUAAAGUAGUAUAAAAGUAAAUAAAAUAAACGAUAAAAUAUUAAUAUUUAAUAUAAAAAAAAAAAUAGUUUUAGGAAGAAUUCGAAAAAAAAAAAGCUAAAAAAGCCGAAGAAGAAAGAUAAGCUUUAUUAGCCUCUUUAUUUAAAACAGUAGAUACAGUUAAAAACAUAGCCGAAGAGGAAAAAUCAAAUGAACCAACAAUUAAGAUUUGUCAAUUUUUUAAAUAAGGUUUAUGCAAUAAAGGAAAGAAAUGUAAAUUAUCACAUGAAAUAUAAAAAGAAAAAAUCGAUAUAUAUACGGAUUAGAGAAUAUAAAAUGAAGAAAAUGACGAUAUAGAUGAGUGGGAUGAAUAGAAAUUAUAAGAUGUGAUAAAAUCCAAAGAAUAAUAAUAUAAAAAAUAAUGUUAGACAGAGAUUAUUUGCAAGUUCUUUCUUGAUGCAGUCGAGAAAUCGAAAUAUGGAUGGAAAUGGAUGUGUCCGAAUGGAUUUGAGUGUCAUUAUAGACAUUGCUUACCUCCUGGAUAUGCUUUAAGGAAGGAUUUAGGGAAAAAGGAUGAAAAAAAAUAAGAUUUAAUUGAAGAUUUAAUAGAUCAAUAGAGAGAAAAAAUAAUAAAAAGUGAAGGAACACCAGUUACAUUAGAAAGAUUUAUAGAAUGGAAAAAAAAAAGACUGGAAAAAAAAGCUGAAGAAGAAGAAAAGAAAAAAUAAGAAAUUAUUAAAAAAAGUAAAGGAUAAAAAAAAUAGCAGGAUUAACAGGAAGAGCACUUUUCGUAUAUGAUCCAACUUUGUUUCAAGAUGAUGAAGAUGCAGUUGAAGAAGACUAAAUGCUAAAUAGAGAAGAAAUUAAAGAUGAAGAAGAAAAUGAAUAAGCUAUUGAGGAAAUGGAAAAAGUAAUUGAAAAUAAUAAUGAAGAUGAAGAUGAGGAAUAAGAAAAUGAAGAAUAGAAAGAAUGAUAUAAAUCGUAAAAUUAAAAUAUAGUAAAAUUAAUAAUAUAUAUAUAUAUAUUUAUAUAUUAUAUAUAUAUAUAUAUAUAAAUAUUAAAUAUAUAUAUAUAUAUAUAUAUUUUAAAAUUAAAUAAUAUUUAUAAGAGAUAUAUUAAGAUAAGAAUUUUUUAUAAAACUGAUAAAAAUUAUAACUUUAUUUAAUUUUUUUGUUCGAUUAUUAAUAUAGUAUUCUUAUAUUUUUUUUUUAUAUACUAUAUAUAAAAUAUUUAAUUAGUUACAAAAUUAUAUAUUUUUAAUGAUAUCUGAAAAUAUUUUUAUUUUAUAUAAAUUCAUUUAUUUUAUUUAAUUUUUGGUAAUACAAUAGAAGAUUAUUAUUAAUUUAAUUCAAAAUCAAUAAUUUUAUUUUAUUAGAUUUUUAUAUUUUUAGAAAUAUUAACAGAGUCAACUAUUUAUAAUAAUAUAUAAUAUAUAUUUAAAUAUAUAUAUAUAUAUAUAUAUAUAUAUAUAUAUAUAUAUAUAUAUAUUUAUACCUUCUAUAAUCGAAUUAUGCUAAAUAAUUUAUGUUUCAUCUUGA
Ichthyophthirius multifiliis is the source of this 1617-nucleotide messenger RNA. RefSeq lists its product as hypothetical. The record is from RefSeq and is a predicted model, not a curated record. Gene Ontology annotation, cellular component: cytosol. Gene Ontology annotation, biological process: cytoplasmic translation. Lineage: Eukaryota; Ciliophora; Oligohymenophorea; Hymenostomatida. The transcript is spliced from 2 exons. Gene Ontology annotation, molecular function: mRNA binding; metal ion binding.